ACUUCCGGGUAUUUUGGCACAUCACAUUCUGCUCUCUGCCUUCCAACCAUGAACAGUACUUAAGUACAUGGUCAUCAGUCAUCACAUGGCUUGCCUCGUAAGCUUAAGUUCCCAUGGUCAAGUCCUGCUCUUAGACCAUAGACCACAUUUCAAAGCACGAAAUGGCAGAUUUUUGUUAUGGAGCAACUUAUUCCCUUAAAUGGAAACGGUUCGUCCAGUCUAUGAAUUAAGUGAAUGCUUGUGUUGCUUUUCAAGUGCAGGUUCAAACUCUGAGUUUUCCUGUGGAUCUUGAGGGAGACUGAUGCUCUCAGUUGUGCAUUUCUAACACCAUAGCCCUGUUUUCUAGAUUAACAGAUGGUUCUCUUAUAGAAACAGGGAUGUGAUUGUUCCCUUUCUUUAAAACUCAAGGAAAUGCAAUUUACUUCUCUCUGCAGUUCCAAGCUGAAUUAUAAUGUUUAUUUCCUGAAUACAUUCUGUAAUAGAGAUGACACUUACUACACACUGUCCUGACACUUGUUUUCCUCCGUCAGUCAGCUUUUACUACAGAACUGACUAGAAUGUCUGGAUAUAGUUUUGUAAGGCAAAAAGCGCUUUGCAAACAGGAGUGAAAUAGCUUAUACUUCCAAACAAAUGGAAACGACUGCUCUCAUUCCAUGUUCUACCCUACUUUCUCUCCAUUCCACCAGUUGUGCUAAAGCAAUAUGUGCACAAAUAAUGAGUCGUGAUGACAUAAGCCCAACUUUGACUAUUUUUUAAAUUUCUGCAAUAUGAAAAUAGUUUUAUGGGGAUAUAAAUGGACCCUAAAUAUUGAGAAUCCAAGCACAACAGCUGCAUGCCAAGUUGAAAGUUAAACCGCUGGUAUAAACGUUGAAUAUCGCUAGGUAAAUCACUUGGCCUCUGUUUGAAUACACUCUGUGAUCCAUUUGUUGAUUUGAAUGUUUCACUGAUUGGAAAUUUGAAAGGAGCAAGUAGAAGGAGCAUUCUCAUUUAAAACUGAACAUACAGCGCAUUCCGUUGACUGAUCUUUUCCAGGGUAAAGGCUUAGCCCUAAAGCCAGUCCCAGCUGAGCAAAACUCUUGAGAAAUCUCAUUCGUACUCAGCAAUUCACAUUACUUUGGGAAGUAAUUCACAAGUUACUUCCUUUUGAAGCAGUAAGGACUAUCCUUUUUAAAUGCUGUGCUGGAAAGGGAUGAGAUCUGAAGGGAAAUGGAGCCAGUAAAAAAUUUUAGUUCACGUUUUCAAUUUCUGAAAACUUAAGACAGGUUCUGUAAAAAUUGAAUCACCAUGUAUUUAAAAAAACUUGAGAGAGAAAUUUGUAAGAUUUGCAAAACCAAACCAUUCUCUUCUGUUCAACUCGCUCAUAAUAAAAAGUAAAUCAGAAUUUAAAAUGCUUUUUUGUUUGAACAAAUACUGUGAGUUAGGUAGAUGACACUUGAUUUAAAACCUGUUUGCUUAAUAAUCCGUCUUGUUUACGUAAAAGAAAAGGAAUACUUUUUAGCACAGUGGUUUCUUGUAUUAUGAAAUUUGAAUGACUAAACUUCCUCAUGCACGUGGCAAAAGACUACUCCUCCCAGGACAGCAGCUGCCUCUCUUUGUUUCAACAUCUGAACCGUUGUAAAGAUACAAAAAUACCUCUGUGACUGAUCUGCUUUGAAAAAAGAAAAAGAAUACCUGUACCUACUAAAGCUUUGGAACAUUUUCCUUGCAUCCAGUGGGUAACAAUUUUAUUGAGGGAGUUACCAGAAGAAAGAAUGGGAAGUUGGGGCUCAAAAAGCAAUGAGCAAGCAGCACCAUCGCCACCACCCAUCAUGACCACUGCCAGCACCACUGCCAGCACCAGUCCCAGCACCACUGCCAGCACAAGUCCCAGCACAACUAAUAUAGCCAUGAUCACAGAAGAUAAACACAUAUUUGAUAACCCAAAGUUCAUCUACAUCCUGGUGGCCUGUAUUCUUGCUGUCCUGCUGACCAUGCUGGUGUUUACCGUCAUCUACUUGAUCAGGAAAAGAAAAGAUCACAAUAGACCCCUAAAGAUGUCUCAAGAGCAGCGUGUCACAGAUACUGUGCAUCAGGCCCCUGCUGUUAACCCUCAGGUUUCUACGUGUCCUGAAGAGAUCACCUACGCCAGUCUGAUUUUCAAAUAAUUGGAACUGCUCUGUAGUUUGUGCUAGUUACAGUCACAUGAAGACCUCUUGUGCUGCAGUUUAAAUGCAGAUGGAAGUUCCGUCACGAGCCCUCAGUUCUGUUUGGACUCACGUUGCCGAAUGUCCCGUGUAGAACAUCAACUGCCUACUGGUGCGGGCUUGAAGAAAAAACACUCGUCUUUUAUGUCUCCGUUUCCUCAUUCGUCAAACAACACUGCCUGUGAUGCCCUUCUCGCCUUUCAUUCUGCUGGGUGACCUUCAGACUGCUUCUGAAAUGUCUUUGCAUGUGUUGAUAAGUGACACAGUAAGGGCAGGAAAUAAUUCUCUUAUCUCUACAGAUCCAUCCUGUCAGAUGGUCUCCAUCCCUUUCUCACAUGUUAUUACAUGUAUUUACGAGAAGAGUCAAUUUAAUUGUACCUCGUUUUCGAAUUGUCUCUUGCUUUGGUGAACUGAAAUAAUGAUCAAUACAGGUUGAAUCUCUUUAGUCCAGCACCCUCAGCAUUUGGGUGGUGCAGAACCAGAGAAUUUGCCGAACCAUGGGAGGUCAAUAUUGUUUAGCAGCAUUACCAGCACUUCCACUGCUU
Molecule: messenger RNA, 2728 nt
Organism: Pelodiscus sinensis (Chinese soft-shelled turtle)
Lineage: Eukaryota; Metazoa; Chordata; Testudines; Trionychidae
Source: RefSeq, a predicted model, not a curated record